AUGACAAAACGGAGGCAAAUUAUUCUGGUCACGUUGUUGGCUGACAGCCGGCUGUCCCGGAGAGCGCUGGAGUGAAUCCAGCGGUCCAGUGCUGGAGCGACAGCGCAGCGCGGCGCACAGACACCUGCAGUAGGAUGUAAAUGGGGAUUCCCGCUCUAAACUGAAAUCACCCACAGAUCGGGCCGUAAUCGAGACAAGGAGACAAGGAGACAAGGAGAGACAGAACAUGGUGAGGGGCGGUGGUCACUGUUGCUAUGUAUGAAGGAGAGCUGUCGCGUCAAUGGAGACCGAAGGCUAUCGUGACCUCCUGGAGACCAGCGACGGUCAGGGGGUAGACCUGUUGGAUGGAGGGGGUGAGGUGGGCGUGGAGGAGGGCUGGAGCACACCUUACCCACUGGGAUUCCAGGUGUCUUUGACCACCGUGCUGAUGCUGGAGCUGGUGCUGGGCUUCAGCAGCAACCUGACCGUGCUCGUGCUCUACUGCGCUCAGUCCAACCUUGUGGAUUCAGUCAGCAACCUGGUCACGGUCAAUCUCCACGUGCUGGACAUCCUGGUGUGUGUGCUGUGUCUGCCACUGACUGUUGCUGUGAUCCUGCUCCCGGCUAAUGGAAGCGGACUUGGCAGUCUGGCCACUUUGUGCUGCUUUCACGAAGCCUGCGUCACAUUCACCAGUGUGGCAACGGCAGUCAACGUACUGGUGAUCAGUUUGGACCGAUACGACAUCUCGGUGCGUCCGGCCAGUCGCCUGCUGACCCCCCGGCGCGCCGCAUUGCUCCUGACAGCCGUGUGGGUCGUGUCUCUGGCCGUCUUCUUCUUGCCUUUCAUAGAGGGGGACUUCUUUUCUUCAGCGGCUGAGGACGGUGAGGAUGAGGAGGCAGAAGGGCAAAGUCAUGAGCCCGAGCUCACCACCAGACUGAGUCCCAUUUUUUCCUCCAUUUCGCCCUCUUUAUUACCCCCCAGUCACCCGUCCUCCCCCUCACACCACCUGCCUCCAGUAUGGCAGAACAGGACACUGCUGUGUGUUGGCGGGCAGGGCUAUCACACAGGCAUGGCCAUGUAUUACCAUUUGUUACUGCAGGUUCCCUGCUUCUUCAUAGCUGUGGCCGUCAUGUUGUUCACCUACUCCAAAAUUCUACAGGCUCUCAACAUCCGCAUAGGCUCCCACAUGAUGAGGGGUAAACGUACCAAGGACUCCACCUGCAGGAUACGCUGCAGGAGGCGGAGGAAGAAGGACCUGAGCCUGCCCGUAGAGGCCGUGUCCUCGAACCAGAACCAGAACCUCGCCCAUCCUCCUCUCAUCCCCUCCCCGACACCAACGUCACCCCCACCAAUCUCCUCCAUGCCCCAGGGGAUUUCUGACAGUGGAGCAACAGUCACUACCGUCAGCACCGCUGCCACCACCCCUAUCGCGACCACCCCGGCCACCCCUGCGUCCCCAACCCAAGCUUCAGCUUCCGCCUCAGCGCAGACCCAUGCCACCUCACCGCUGCCCGCCUCCUCCAUGGGCGUCCAGGCGUCUGUUUCUGCCAUCAUCGCGUUGAGGCGUGCUGUGCGCAGACACAGGGACCGCAGAGAACGCCAACGCCGCGUCCUGAAAAUGUCCCUCAUCAUCAUCUCCACCUUCUUGGGGUGCUGGGCCCCUCUGUCCGCGGUCAACGUUCUGAUCCUGUGUCUGGGUCCCAGCGACAGCCUGGUGCGGCUGCGUCUCUGCUUCUUGGCGAUGGCUUACGGCACGACCAUCUUCCAUCCCCUGCUGUACGCUUUCACCAGACAGAAGCUGCGCCGGGCCCUCAAGACACGCGUCAAGAAAAGGGUCGUGUCCCUUUUACAAGUGGACCCAGCUGUCAGCGGGGGGACAGUUAUUCAUAACUCGUGGGUGGAGGGAGGAGCCCAGAGGAAGAGCCGCAAGCCACGGGUGGAGGCCAGCGAUGGCACUGAUCGAUGCCUCACAGAGGCCGUGAGGGAGUGAUGUGUGUGUGUGCGUGUGUGUGUGUGUGGAUUUAAUGCUGGUGACGGAUCCUGUGUUGCAGUCAUGACUGUGUGUGAGAGAAAUAAGAGGCAGUUUGUUUACAAAGGUCAGGACAAAUCCCGUGACCCCAGGUCCCAUGCAGAUAUGGAGACAAGUGAGUCCUGAGCUGUAAUUAGAGGCAGCGUUCUGCUCUCCCUGUGCACGUCCUCAUUAGUCCACAUCCUGACUGAAGGUGGCCACUGUCUCUCCAUGGCUACUGGAAACUGUCGCGCGCACCGCACCCCACGUGUAGAGUAAGGGUUAGAUAACAAGGAACACACACACACACACACACACACACUCACUCACUCACUCG
Molecule: messenger RNA, 2324 nt
Organism: Solea senegalensis (Senegalese sole)
Lineage: Eukaryota; Metazoa; Chordata; Actinopteri; Pleuronectiformes; Soleidae
Product: G-protein coupled receptor 22-like
Exons: 2
Coding region: 281-1969 (562 amino acids)
Biological process (GO): G protein-coupled receptor signaling pathway
Cellular component (GO): membrane
Molecular function (GO): peptide binding; G protein-coupled receptor activity
Source: RefSeq, a predicted model, not a curated record